Corvus hawaiiensis (hawaiian crow) is the source of this 7509-nucleotide messenger RNA. It is a transcript of the gene MFHAS1, whose product is annotated as multifunctional ROCO family signaling regulator 1. The coding region runs from base 59 to 3376 and encodes 1105 amino acids. Gene Ontology annotation, molecular function: protein binding. The transcript is spliced from 3 exons. NCBI's taxonomy places the organism in Eukaryota, Metazoa, Chordata, Aves, Passeriformes, Corvidae. The record is from RefSeq and is a predicted model, not a curated record.
CAGCAGCGGCGGCGGCGGCAGGUAGGGUCGGGCGGGGCGGGGGCCCGCUCCCCCGGCCAUGGCUCAGACGGAGCCCCCGAAGGCGGUGCGGCUGUGGCGCGACGCCGCCCUGCGCGCACGGAAGCUGCGGGACGGCCCUGGCGAGCCCGAGCCCGAGCCGGACGCGGGGCCGCCGGGGGGGCCGCCGCCGCCCCCCGGUGCCGCCGCUCCUCGCCGCCCGUCCCUGGCGGCGGCGGCGCUGGGGGAGCUGGAGGCGCUGAACCUGAGCGGGCGGGGGCUGGAGGAGCUGCCCGAGGAGGUAGGCGCCGCCCUGAGCGGGCUGCGGGUGCUCAGCCUGCGGCGCAACCGGCUGGGCCGCCUGCCCGCCGCCGCCCUGCGCCACCUGGGCCGCCUGGCCGAGCUCGACCUCAGCCACAACCGGCUGCGGGGCCUGGGGGACGGCGGGGCGCUGGCGGGGCUGCGGGGCCUGCGCAAGCUCAGCCUCAGCCACAACGAACUGGGCGCCGAGGGCCCGGGGCUGCCCCCCCGCCUCGCCGAGCUGGGCUGCCUCGAGGAGCUCGACCUCAGCUUCAACCGCCUGCGCCGCCUGCCCGAGGGCCUGGGCCGUCUGCGGCACCUCCGCACCCUCGACGUCGACCAUAACCUGCUGCCCUCCUUCCCUGCCCCGCUGCUGGAGCUGGCCGCUCUGGAGGAGCUCGACUGUUCCGGCAACCGCCACCUCGGGGCCCUGCCCGAGGGCAUCGCUGCCCUCCGCCGCCUCAAGAUCCUCUGGCUCAGCGGCACCGGGCUGGCAUCCCUGCCAGAGGGCCUCUGUCAGCUGAGUGCCCUCGAGAGCCUCAUGCUGGAUGGCAACCGGCUGCAGGCGCUGCCCGCUGGCUUUGGCAGACUACAGCGGCUCAAGAUGCUGAACCUCUCCUCCAACCUGCUGGGGGAGUUCCCCUCUGCCAUCUUGGCGCUGCCCAGUCUAGAGGAGCUCUACCUGAGCCGCAACCAGCUCACCGUGCUGCCCCCUCACCUCUGUCAGCUCCACCAGCUCCGCACUCUCUGGCUGGACAACAACCGCAUCCGCUACCUGCCUGACUCCAUCGUGCUCCUCCACAGCCUGGAGGAGCUGGUCCUGCAAGGCAACCAGAUCGCCAUCCUGCCUGAGGGCUUCGGGCAGCUUUCCCGUGUCACCCUGUGGAAGAUCAAAGACAACCCCCUCAUCCAGCCCCCCUACGAGGUGUGCAUGAAAGGCAUCCCCUACAUCGCAGCUUACCAGCAGGAGCUGGCCCACUCCCAGCCUGCCCUCAAACCCCGCCUCAAGCUGGUCCUCAUGGGCCUAAAGGAUGCAGGAAAGACCCUGCUGAGACGGUGCCUCAUGGAGGAAAAUGGGCAGAGAGAGGACAUGGGAAGCCUGGAGGCAGGGAGCACCCAGCACAGAGGGUUUCCUGGGCAGCAGCAGGACAUUGGGAGGGUGACAGUUGGGUGUUGCCCCUUUCCAGAGCCUCAAGACAGUUCCUCAACUCGGGUACCUGUCAUGCAGCAGGUGGAAUGUCUCCCUGUUGAGCGGCAGGAUAUCCCUUCUCGUGUGCCCUCUCACCGAGCAAAAGGGGAGACACCAUCCCCUGCACUGUCACUGCCAUCCAGUGCCCCCCAAGUACCACUGGGACUAGGACUAUCAGGAGGCAGUAAGGGCAUCGAGGUGAUGGACUGGACAGCGGAUGCAGAGAGGGGCCUGACAUUUAUUGUGUACGAGCUGGCAGGGGACCCAAGCUAUGAUGUGAUCCAGUCUUUCUUCCUCUCUCCUGGAGCCUUGUACGUGCUGGUGGUGAAUUUGAGUGCCUACGUCCCUCAGCACUUCUACCCCUCUGUGGGCUAUUUCUUACACUGGCUCAGUUCCAAGGUGCCCCAUGCUGUGGUGUGCAUGGUGGGAACCCAUGCCGACCUCUGUGCGGAGCGGGAGUUGGAAGAGAAGUGCCUGGACAUCCAUCACCAGAUCGCUCAGCAGGAGAAGAGGGAUGCUGAGGGACUCCAGAGCUUAGUCCAGCAGGUGGAUGAGGCUCUGGGACAGGACUUUGACCUGCGCUGCUCCAGCCCACACGCUGCCUUUUAUGGAGUCUCAGACAAGAACUUGCGGCGAAAGAAGGCCCAGUUUCAGUAUCUUCUCAACCACCGCCCACAGAUCCUCUCUCCAGUGCUGCCUUUCAGCUGCCAGGACCGUUGCCAGGUGCGUCGCCUGCGGGACAAGCUCCUCUCGGUGGCUGAGCACCGGGAUAUCUUCCCAAACCUGCACCGGGUGUUGCCCAAGUCCUGGCAAGUGCUGGAGGAACUGCACUUCCAGCCACAAGCUCAGCAGUUGUGGCUUAGCUGGUGGGACUCUGCCCGACUGGGCUUGCAGGCAGGCCUGACGGAGGAUCGGCUCCAGAGUGCCCUGUCCUACCUGCACGAGAGUGGAAAGCUGCUCUACUUUGAGGAGCAUCUCACCUUGCGGGAGUAUGUGUUCCACAACCUGCCACGGCUCAUUGACAUCCUCAAUGUCUUUUGCCAGCGGGAUGCCACCGUGCUGCUACAGAAACUGCUCAGUGACACCCAGAUUGACGAACUGAGGAUCACUCAGCUCCAUCAUUACGUGGAGGGCUUCUUGCUGCAUGGCCUCCUUCCUGCCCAUGUUAUCCGUCUCCUUCUUAAGCCCCACAUCCAGAGCCGGGAGGAUCUGCAGCUCAUUCUGGAGCUGCUGGAGAAGAUGGGGCUAUGUUACUGUGUCAACAAACCCAAAUGCAAGCCCUUAAAUGGGGCAGCUGCUUGGUACAAGUUUCCCUGUUACGUGAAAAACGAGGUGCCCCAUGCAGAGGCGUGGAUCAAUGGCACCAAUCUGAGCGGACAGUCCUUCGUGGUGGAGCAGCUGCAGAUUGAAUAUAGCUUUCCAUUCAUUUUCCCACCCGGCUUGUUUGCACGCUACAGUGUCCAGAUUAACAGCCACGUGGUUCAGCGGUCGGAUGGCAAAUACCAGAUUUAUGCCUACCGGGGAAAGGUGCCUGUGGUGGUGAGCUACCGGCCUGCCAGGGGAGCUCUGCAGCCAGACACUCUGUCUAUCGCUAGUCAUGCGUCCCUACCAAAUAUCUGGACAGCUUGGCAAGCUAUUACGCCUUUAGUGGAAGAACUGAAUGUCCUGCUCCAGGAAUGGCCGGGCCUGUACUACACUGUGCAUGUCCUCUGUUCAAAGUGCCUUAAAAGAGGGUCACCCAACCCACACACUUUUCCAGGAGAACUGCUGAGUCAGCCGAGACCAGAGGGACUGACGGAGAUCAUCUGUCCCAAGAACGGCAGCGAGCGAGUUAAUGUUGCCUUGGUUUACCCCCCCACUCCUACUGUGAUCAGCCCUUGUUCCAAGUGAGACCAGAAAGCAGACCUAUUCCCCUAUAAACCGUCAGUGCUGGUGCCAAAGGUUUUCCACCGGGCAGAACAUGGCUGAUGCUCUGCAGUGCUCCCAUGGAGUUGGUGCUGACGGAGAUCAAUGGGACUUUGGACUCUGAAAUGCUGUGGGGCAGGGCAGCUCCCAGGUGGGGGCUUCGUGGCUGGAGUGGAGUCAUCUGGAGGUUGGGGAUGACAAGGCAUGAAGGAAAAUGAUUGCUGCAGAUGGCAGGGCCGCUGGCCAGAGGGAAAGCACUGGGGAUAGGUUUCUGUGGACCCACUGAUCGCGUGUUGAAAACCCAUUUGGAUCUCAUGAUGAAUGUAAAAAUGUUCUUGGUAUACCAUUUAAUUCAGACCUGCUUGGAGGAAAGUCUCUUGAAAUGAGCUGUAGCGGGAUUCCCUGGAUUUGUUCCUGGACAAGUGAGUUUUGUGGCAGUUGGCCAAGGCUUUGCCAGGGAGUGGGUUGGUACUGUGAAGCCUUUAAAAUUGCUCCACCACAAAACAGUUGGCUGUGUCCCAUGCAGCAAUCUUGGGCCGAGGCUGGCACAGCAGGAGGAGAAGCAGGCUGGGAAAUGUUUCCUGCCCUGUGCGUUCACAUACGUUGUGCCAUGAAGUGGUGAGGAUGUGCUAUGAUCAUGCAGGGAUGAAAUCAGGGCAGUCAGUGUGCCUCUGGCACAUGCUAUUUCUUAUCCCUAGUCUUACCACUAUCCCUGAACAGCUGCUGGUCUGCCAUGUCUGGAUGCUCUGGUACUGCCAUUGUGGUACUCUCCAUGUAUUGUGUCCACUAGAGUACUAAAAAUCUAGAUCUUGAUCCUCCUCCUAGAAAAGCCACCCAGGCAUCUUUGUGCAGAGAUCUAGUGAAGCAGUGUGUGGCUGUGUGGUACAAACUGAUCCUGAUCUCCUUGGGCUGACCCUGGCAGCCAUGCUUCAUGAGCAGCCAUUUUCCCUCUCCAGAUGUGGGAAAGGGCAGGCUGAGCACUGGCACCAAAGUUCUGGUUUCUCCCCCAGCUAUGUGAUUUUGAGGAUUUAUAAGAUGUUGCUGUUAGUUUGUGCCCUGCAGCUGAGCCCUGGUACCUGUGAGCCCUGCUCCAUGCAAAUAUUUAUUUAGUGUAAAUCAAUAGGAGGCAGGCAUUUUCAGAGCCAGGAUCCGAUCAUCAGAUGCUGGGGGAGGUCUGAGAGAUGAGGGACUUAAAAUACUUGUGUUGAUGUACAGCUCUUAAUUCUUCGGGCUGUGAUGGCAGACCUGGGAUGGCUGGUACAGCUCAGCAGGCAGUGCCCACCAGGAUGUGAGCUGGCCAGGCCUGCAACCACUGCAAGGCAGUGAUGUGUCCUGCUGGAACCUGCUGCUGUUGCACAGGUGAUAUUCCCCUGGUUUCUGAUCCUUCAAAUACCAGCUUUAUGUGCAAGGCUGUAAAUCUUCCCAUUGGCAAGAACUUAAUGCUGGGAAAGCAGGGCAGAAGCUGCUCCAGCAGGGGAUCCAGAGGCCAGGUAGAAGAAAUCAAGCCAUGUACCUUACUUAAGGGGGAAAAGCUGCCAAAUAAAAGCUGGCAGCUCAGUCAGCUUCAUGUCUCUUCAGGGAAUCGUUCCAGCUUGGGAGGGUAGCUUGGUCUCAGAUUUCACAUGUUGACCUGCUACCUCUGGCAAUGAACCUUCUUACGUCAGUGAGACUCAUUAAUUGAUUGUGCUUCUGUGUUGCUGUGGAUAAACUGGAGACUCAAAAUUGUCUGUGGUGGCUGGAGGUGGAAGGGAGGUGAGAUCUUUGAAUGGUGGUCAGGAAUAAUACUAGGAGACUCCCGUGUCCUGAGUCUUGCUGCCCUUGAAACAUGCCUGGUACAGGCAGAACUUGUGUUAGAGCAUUCCCUACUGUCACCUCCCGUGCUGGGUGGCCUUCUCCUCCUGUUUUGCUGCUACUCACCUCUCUUUCCAUUCUCCAUAGGAAGAAACUAGCGAUUUGUUGCUGUGAAGUUGCGUGGAAACCACAUUGUAAAGAAACCACAAACUGGAAUCCUUUUCCAGCCGGAGGCCUGUUUCCCAGUGUGCCCAUCUGGUCUGGGAUGCGUGAGCAUUGAAGGAGUGAGAGGACAGAGCAGACGUCUUACAGCCUGCUCCUUGGGACCGCAGCCCUCCUGCCAGGGUGUGCCACCUCCGUGGGAGCAUUCCCUGGCCUUUGCAGGCACUCAGUCUGCUGCUGUGCACUGAAGCCGUAAUGCCGGGAGUGUGGCAGUAUGGAGAUCAGUCUAGUUGGGUCUAUUUAAUAUGAAACAGUGAUUGCUCAUCCACCCACUGUUUAGUAACUGGUGUAACUGUGUUUUCAUCUGAAUUUUUUUAAUAUGCAAAAGCCAUUUAAUUUUCUAUGCAGUUCAGAAACAUCUCCCCUUUGCAAUUGCCAGGUGGGAGAUCCAUACAGGAGAACCAAACCAAGCAGCUCACAGUACUUUUGAUUUUGCUGUCGCUGUCUUUUAAGGAUGCGUCCUGGGAUCCUUAUACAGUGUCCCUUUGCUGAGCUCCUGCCUCAGACCUCACUUAAUAUCCCUGAGCCCCAGGGAUGAGGGCCCUGUAUUUUUGAAGGAUCUGUCAUUUUUCAUGAAUCAAGCUACAAGGAAAGAGGGCCUCAAUGCAGUGCCCUAACAGUAGAUACCUGAGUUCAGAGUAUGUAUUAUGUUCCUGUUUUGUCCCUGCUUGGAGAGUUACCAAACUGUUAGAAAUGACUAAAGCCUCUAUGGAGCACUCUUCAGCCUUUACUGAAGAUGUAUUAUAAAGAGGUCAGAAAGGACUGGGGCAUCAGCUGUCUCCCUGUGGAGCUGACAAUGAAUUUAACUCCUUUGGAAUAGGAGGAGAAUCUCCUGGCAAUCUCCUAGAUGCCUACUUCACUCGAGAUGAUUGUGUUGGUUUUGCUUAUUGGUUUGCAGACCCCUUGCUUGACCACUUUUUGAUUUCCUGCUGAAACUGGUUCAGACAGGUUUGGAAGCAGAGCUGGCAAACUGCUUUGCACUUAAUGACUUUCAGCAGCUGGAAGAUGUCCUGGAGUACCUCAUGUUACGCUCUGAAGCAAAACCUGGGAUUUAAACCUGCACCCGUCCAAGUGAAACUCCCAGGAUAGCAGCUUUGCCUUCUUCUGGGUCUGUGUAACAUGAGGAAUUGCAUGUCCCUAAGCAGCCUACAAAUUGGCAGAGCAAAGAAUGAUGCUGCACAUCUAGGUCAUUUUAGGGCUUACAGGAGUAGUUGGAGACUUCUGGCAGCUGCAGAGGGUCCUGUGUGGUGGGACACCUCUGUUUUAACUGUCCUAUAAGCAAAAAGGUCAGAGAAGUAAGAUUGUUUCCAGCCUGCCACAAGGUCAGGAUGCCUUUGACCAGUCUCCUUUCAUGGCAGUGCUAUUCUUUCUGCAUUGUCUCUGCUCUGAGCUUAGAGGAUUCAGCUUUAACAAGUUAAACUGAAAUAGAGCCUAGAUUGGGAUUUACCCUGCCUUAUGGUCUCUCAAAUCAGAUGGAAGAGACUGGGGGCUGCAGAAGCAUGGGUCAUUUCCCUUGCAGCAUCUCCCAUGCCACAGUUUCAUGGUGGCUUUAAAACCAGUGUAUGUGGGUGCUGCUUUCCCAGGAACUCAAGGUGUGCUUGGCUGUGCUGUAGCACUGGAGCUUAUGUGGGGUCCGUGUUCUCUUCCCUGUUGUACCUCUGAGGCAGUUAAAGUUUGUCAAAGCAGUAGAGGCUCCUCACUGUGAGGAGUUAGAUGCGGUUGUGUCAAAGGGAACUGCAAAUGUUACUUAGGAGCUCACUAAGUGAGUUGAAAAUCCACUGGCUCACUCCUGCAGAGCCAGAUCCCGGAGCUCAGUUCCUCUCGUGCCCUUUGGAUGGGAUCUUGGGCUGGCAUCCUUGGAACAGCAGUGCCGGGAGGUGGAGAUGCUGCACUGCAGUAAGCACAAGAAGAGGCAAGCAGUGUAGCACUCAUCACAUGCUUCAUGGCUCAGUUCAUGGACUCUAAUUGCAGGUAUUCAUAUAAUCUACAUCACUGGGCAGGACUCUGCGCACACACACAUGCAUGCCCAGACAUACAUGCACCACACCCACACUUGCCCACACAUCCUCGCCAAAAUGACUGAAAAUAAAAGUGAUCUCAAUCUC